Messenger RNA from Homarus americanus (American lobster), 4660 nucleotides. It is a transcript of the gene Mtmr6, whose product is annotated as myotubularin-related protein 6-like. Gene Ontology annotation, molecular function: metal ion binding; phosphatase activity. Gene Ontology annotation, biological process: dephosphorylation. The record is from RefSeq and is a predicted model, not a curated record. NCBI's taxonomy places the organism in Eukaryota, Metazoa, Arthropoda, Malacostraca, Decapoda, Nephropidae.
GUGUAGGCAUCAGUCUUGGCCCGGUACUCGUUGCGAACACACGUGGUUCUACGACCGCUCCACGUUCCCUCACUUCGAGGCGUAAUAUUUGUGUACGAGGCGUGUGGCCGUACGUGAGGGUGGCUGAGACGGGCGGCGACACCCUAGGGCAGGUGGUGAGGCGAGGAGCCCCUGCCACCGCCGCCAUGUACCGCAGGAUACGGUCAUGGGUCCUGGACGACCAUGAGCAGGUCAUCUUUCGCUCCGUCCCCGUCCUGAAGAAGUACACCUGGAGGACCUAUACUGCUUCCACUACACCGCCAGCAACGAUGACCUGGAUAAGCGAGAUGGCUGGGACCUGUACAAUCCUGCAGCAGAGUACCACCGUAUGGGCGUCCCCUGUGAGGCCUGGUCCCCUACCACACUCAACCACAAUUAUGAGAUCUGUGACACCUACCCCCAGGAGCUAUAUGUUCCCGCCUCAGCUCCCACCAAGGUUAUCCUCAGCAGCUCUAAGUUCCGCAGCAAGGGCCGCUUCCCUGUCCUCUCCUACCUCCACAAGAACCAGGCAGCAUUGUGUCGAUCAUCCCAGCCGCUGUCAGGCUUCAGUGCUCGCUGUGAGGAAGAUGAAGAUUUACUGGACUGCAUUCUUCGCUCAAACCCAAAUUCCACAUACAUGACUGUCGUUGACACUAGACCGAAAAUCAAUGCUAUGGCUAACCGAGCUGCCGGCAAGGGGUAUGAGAAUGAGGCUUAUUAUGAAAAUAUCAAGUUUCAUUUCUCUGGCAUUGAGAACAUACAUGUGAUGAGGGCAUCUUUAACCAAGCUGAUUGAAACCUGCCAGCUUGUGACACCUUCAAUGGGUGGGUUUAUCAGUGGUGCCGAGUCAUCAGGCUGGCUGAAGCAUGUGCGUUCAGUAUUGGAAACAGCUUCUUUCAUCACCAAUUCAAUAGUGGAAGGCAUAAGUGUACUGGUGCACUGUUCUGAUGGCUGGGACCGUACAGCUCAGACCUCAGCACUGGCUCAGCUUCUUCUCGACCCUUACUACCGCACCACUGAAGGAUUCCAGAUCUUAAUUGAAAAGGAAUGGCUAGCAUUUGGCCACAAGUUUACUGAUCGGUGUGGACACAUCCAGGGAGACAGCAAGGAGGUGUCUCCAAUCUUCACACAGUUCAUUGACUGUGUUUGGCAACUACAGCAAAUUUUACCAUCAGCUUUUGAGUUUAAUGAGAGAUAUCUUCUUGUUCUCCACGACCAUGUGUAUUCCUCACAGUUUGGAACAUUUAUUGGCAACUGCCAGAAAGACAGAGUUGAUUUAAGAUUAUCAGAUAAAACAUACUCACUGUGGGGGUAUUUGAGGUCUCGUGAGAGUGAAUACAAGAAUCCACUGUAUCGAAGAGACUCAACUGCAGACGUGUUGCGGCUUAACCUCUGCCCUCAGAGUGUGAGGUUUUGGCGUGGGAUGUACAAUCGAUUUGAAAAUGGAAUUCACCCACGAGAACCACUGGGAGACGUGUUGGCUGCCACCACAGAGCACACACAAGCACUCACUGACCAAGCUGACUACCUCACAAAGCGCAUCACAUGGCUCAAGAAUGAACUAGAGCGAAGAGGACGAAACACCCCAAAGAAAGGUGCUGAUAGUCAGUGUGACAACCGUAUCCUUGAUGAUGCCCUGCAGAAUGGUGAGGAGAAAAUAGAAACUAUAGGAGUGCUGGGCAUGCGAGAAGUAGAAGAAUCCUUGGUGUCUGUAGGUGCUCUGACAGUCACCAGCUCUGCAGGAUCUGAUGUUUCGUCAGAUAAGAUUGUCCCUGACUCCAACUUCAUCAACCCCUCACAGUUCAUACAGAGUGGCAAAAAGUUUAUGGGCUAUUUGACAUCAUAUCAAGCUGACCGUUCAGUCUUCCCAGAACUGUCAUCUGUGGCACUUGAUUGGAAGACUUUCAGAAAUGUGCGAGAAUGCUCAUGUUCAACUCCAUUUGACCAUUUCAGUCGGAAGCACCACUGCUGGCGAUGUGGAGAAGUAUUUUGCACUCGUUGUAUAGACAAGAAAGCAGCACUUCCAGGCCAUCUUAGUCAGCAGCCUGUACCUGUGUGUCGACCAUGCUACAAGGAUGUCACACGUUCUAUUUCUGUAGAUACUCCGUAGUUUGCAAUGUAUGUACUGUUUGUGGGAUGAAAAAUCAUCUGAUUUAUACUUUGAUGUAAGUUAACUUGUUAUCCAUUAAAUAUUUUGUAAUGUAGGAAUGGGUGGGUUGUUCUGGGGACUUGUAAAUUGUUGGACUACACAUAUGGAGUCAUCUGUAGUAUGCCUACUUAAUUCUAAGCCAGUGGUUCCAGCAAGGUAGUAUAUAUGGGCUGUAAGCUGACACAUUGUGUGCACCCAAUUGUAACUUGAGAACAUGGAAUACUACUUCAGCUGGAAUAAUAAAUUCAGCACAAUAUUAAAUCACCAUUAUGAAGAUUUUAUAUCUAUUUAAAGUGAGAUAUAGUCCUACUCUGAGGAGGUGGGAAGGUUAGGUUCUUUUGAGCCAUCUCCAUGCAAGUGCUCAAGGCCUAGCAGCACCAUAUAAGUCUUUAAAAAUUUAUAGCAAGUACUGUACACACCUGAUGUAUUAAACAAAUCGUUUGAGAAGCACAGUUUGAGCUUGAUACUCGUUGAUAGUGUUGCACUAUUUGCCCAUGGUUGUGGAUGUACAGUGACUUAGAAGUUAGACGGAGUUUUAUCCAAAUACUUCUGAUGCCAGGUGCUCAACACAGAUCACAUAUAUUGUAUUGUGAAGGAAAAGUUUUGUUUUGUCCAAGUAAUCUUUGCUCACAAGAUGGUAAAAUGUCCAACUCUAUACAGUCAGAAAUCAUUACUACUUAAAUAAUGAGUAAUGGAAAAUGUUGAUCAUUCUAUGUCUGUUAAUGAAGUUCAGAUGUAGAAACAUUUAUAUGUCUGUUUCAAUAAUUCAAAAGCUAUUUUGAGUUUUUAAGAGUAUGCAAUACCGAUUUUACAGUGUUCAGCACUUGUCAGUGUAAACUUACUCUGUAAAGACAUGCUACUGUCAGGAAUAUAAUAAUAUCAUUUAGAUUGAAUUUUUUUAUUUUAUUAUGUUACUAUAAAUGAAAGUUCACCAAAAUUAGAAUUUGUAGAAGACAGAGGCAUAUUGCUGUCCUAAGUGUGGCAAAUUAUGUGUAGGUUAAAUUAAGGUAAACCACUUAAUUGGAUGAGAAUGUGUGUUUCUGGUAUUAAUAUGGAAACAUGUUCAUAGUAAACACUGUAACAGAACUGAUGUUACCUUCUAUACAGUCUCCCAUUAAGUUCUAAAAUAUUGUAAUGAAAUCCUUGUAUAAUUCUACUCUGUAAUGAAAGAAGAAACCAAAUAUUCCAGAUAUAGUAACAAAGAUACUAUAAUGAUAGGAACAUGUCAUGUGGUAGAACAUAGAACACGACUAAAGUUGAUGAUUGAUGACCUUUUGUGGCAUGAAUGUACAUUUCAAUAUGAUUUUCCUUACAUAGAUAAUAGUAAAUAGUACACACAGUACAUAAGUAAUUUGUUGAUGCUGCAACUUGUGGCUUCCCCUGUGAUAGUGUGCAUUGUGAUAAAAAAUACUGGUGAAUUUGUGGUGUGAAUUUAGACAUGAUGACAAAUAUUAUAGAUUUAGCCAUAAGCCCUGUCAUUUAUAAGAACUCUGGCUUCUACUAAGUCUAUGUUAUGCCCAUCCAGUGUUUAUAGUUUGAUAGAUUAUGCAGCUCUGAAAACUCCAUUUGUUUAGAAGCAUAAUUAUAAAGAAUGGGUUUCUAUUAUCAUAAUGCAGUGUAACUUCAGUUAUUUGAUUAUAUAUAGAAUAUUAUUUUUGUCAUUCUAUAAACUCUGCUUCAUGCUUACCACAUUUCUGUACAGAGAUGUUUUUAAAUGCAAAGAAAAGACAAAAAUUUGCUCAGGGUUCUUUUUGUAGAACAUCAGAUUUAGCUAAUAUUUAUCAGUCCGAAAAUUUAUUUGAGAUCAUCAUAAAUGUUGUGAGAAAUGCUAAUUGGCUUGAGUAUGGACUGAAGGUACAUCACUGAUUUCAAAUACUGUACCUACAAAGUAGAUAGAUACCCUUGCCAGUAGGACUAGCCACUGGAGGACAUAUGGUUAGGUUAGAUUCCAGAUGAUGAAAUUGUGAAUGAUAAAAAUUCGAUUACUUGACAUACUCUUUGAAAUGUAAGUGUACUUUAUGUAGAAAAAAUACUAGAAAAUACCAAUUUAAAAAUUUAGCACGUGUGAGGGGUUGCAGGUUUCCAUAAUGUAGAUGAAGUUACUGUUUAAAAACAAGAAAUUUUGUGAGACAUGCAGCCUCAACUUAAGGAUGCUGCUGAAUACAAAUGUUUUUAAAAAUGUAGAGUAGUGAUAUAGAUAUAAUAUAGGUAUUUUUAAGUAUAUGCUUUAACUCUUGGGGAUAAUCAUGAGGCCUAAGGAAAGGGCAUACAUCGGAAAAGAAAAAAAAAAUAUCAGGUAGCAUUUACUAUAAUUUUUCAUGGAAUAAGCUGAAUGUUUAGGGUAGAACUAUAUGCAGUUUGGUUAAUACAUAGCCAUUACAUCUUCCUAUAAUUGUACCAUUAUAAAUUCAGUCCAUUAUCACCCUAUAGGGAUGUAUGCCUUUCCCCUUUUGAUUCACAAACAUACAUGCAGCAUUGCACCAUUUUUUCAGA